Dictyostelium discoideum AX4 is the source of this 1875-nucleotide messenger RNA. RefSeq lists its product as hypothetical. The coding region runs from base 1 to 1875 and encodes 624 amino acids. The record is from RefSeq and is a predicted model, not a curated record. The transcript has a single exon. NCBI's taxonomy places the organism in Eukaryota, Evosea, Eumycetozoa, Dictyosteliales, Dictyosteliaceae.
AUGAAUAAAAAUUUUUUAUUUACAUUAUUUUUAGUGUUUGUAAAUGUAAUUUUUGUUGCAUCACAAAGAGUCAAUAUUUCAGUUGAUUACAGUAUUAAUAAAGGAUAUAGCAAUUCACAAUGUGGUGUUGAUACAGAACCAGCCUGUACGUCAUUAGAAGAUGCAGGAAAUAGAGCAAUUUUGGAAUCUGUAGAGAAUAAUGCAACCCCAAUUUUAAUUUAUAUCCUCAGUAAUAUUAAUGGAUCAGCGCCUGCUUCUCUUGGUAAUUUGUAUUCAGUUUGUGCAUUUAUUCAAAUUCUAUCACCAAAUGCAAGCAAUCCAUUCACAAUUGAUGGAUCAAAUACAGAUCAACCAUUUUUAACAAUUGAAGAACCAAGUGAACAACAAACAACAUCAUCAACAUCAUCAUCAUCAUCAUCAUCACCAACAUGUUUAAUUCAAAGAAAAAUUUAUAUAUCAAAUUUAAAAUUUACAAAUUGGAAACAAACCCUUAUUAAAAUCCAUAUAAAUCAAGAAACAAAAGAAACACCAACUGACCAAUCAAAGAGUAUUAUAUUACAAGUUUUCAGAACAGAGGUAUCUUAUUCAAGUAGUAUUUUAUUAAUUUAUCCAAAGAAUCAAAAUGAAUAUUAUAAUUAUAAUUCAAUAGCGAUUUUGGCUAUGAUUACAGCUAAAUAUAUGACCUCUUCACCAAACUUACUCGCUCCAAAUUCUAUUGAUGAAUUAUUACCACCUUUAUAUAUCGUCGGUGCUGCGGUUCAAGAUCAAAUUUAUCUUGAAAAUAGUAAUAUCUCAUUAACUCCAUUUUUCUACAUUGAAAAGUGCCUUUGGAAAGGUGGUAUCAGAAACAUCUCUAAUAAUAUCUUUUCUUGUAACCCUUAUAUGUUCUUUGUUAAAAGUCAUAUGUUCAGUAUAGGUAUGAUUUCAUUUUUUAACAAUGAAGUUAUGACCUAUAUUUAUAUUUUAGAACAACAAGCCGAUUUUGUAGCUAUCACACCAGUAGCAGAUUUAGCCAAUAUUUCAACGCCAACCUAUUGUCAUAAAAACAAAUAUUUAAACCAUCAAUACUAUAACUCAUUUACUGUAUUUAUAAGAGGAAAUUCAACUUUUUCUGAUCUUUAUUUUAAUAUGCUCAGCUACUAUAAAUCAAAUAUUGAUUUUUUUUAUGCCCAAGAUUCAAAUAUCAAUUUUGAAUUUGCUGCUACUUAUCCACCAAAUCGCGGAUAUGCGAAUCUAUUCAAAAUUAUCAAUUGCACCCUCAGAAUUUAUAAUGUAGAUAUGUCCGUCUAUCAAUUCCCAAUUGUUGGCUCAAAUUCGUCUGUAUACCUUGAUAGCUAUUAUUUAAAUAACACUCUCAUUUUCAAAAAUGAAACCUUUUGUAAUUGUAGUGAUUGUUUAUAUUAUGAAUAUUUAAAUUCAAAUAUCAAAAGAAUUGAUACUUCUUUUAGAUAUUCCUUAUGCAACCCUAAACUUACUCCAACUCCAUCAACUACCACUACUCCAACACCUUCAACAACUACAACUUCAACAUCUACAACUAUUACAGAUCCAACAGCAACAACUACCACUACAACCACUUUAAUUCCAACUUCAACAACUUCAACAACUACAUCAACAACUUCAACAACAACUACAACAACAACGACAAUAAUAACAACAACAGCUGCAACAACGAUGACUGCAACAACAGCUGCAACAACGACAACUUCAAUUCCAACUACCUCAAUAACCACUUCAGACAUAACCACAUCUCCCAUACAAACAGGUUCACAUUCAACUUCAAGUGCAGAAAAAAUAUCAAUGGCCGAGCCAACUUCAAAAAGAACCUCAAUAAUGGUAUUGUUUAUUGUGGUAAUAGUGUUUAUUUUCAUGUAA